This is a messenger RNA of Archocentrus centrarchus (flier cichlid), 6620 nucleotides long. RefSeq names its product transmembrane protein 132A (gene tmem132a). The transcript is spliced from 14 exons. The coding region runs from base 194 to 3370 and encodes 1058 amino acids. NCBI's taxonomy places the organism in Eukaryota, Metazoa, Chordata, Actinopteri, Cichliformes, Cichlidae. The record is from RefSeq and is a predicted model, not a curated record.
GCGACAGAGUGAGAAAGGAAGAGAGAGAGUGAGAGGGGUGUAAAGUAGCAGCAUACCAAUGAAGAUGGGCAUGAAAUACAAAACGGAGCAUAAUACUGUUAAUUUUAAUACUUUCCAUGCUUUAAAUCAUCUUGGUUCUUUUGGUGGAAUCAGUAAUGGGUAUCAACAAUUUUAAAAUGCCUCGAGGAAAAAGAUGGAAUCUGGAGCUGAAAUAGACAAAUGCAGGAGGUCUGUAGUGAUGGAAGGUGUCAGCUGGGUCACUGUGUGGUGGGGCAGAAGAGGAGAGCUGCUGCUCUUCUGGAUUUCCAUCAUAGUCCCUCCAUCCCUUCUGCAAUCCCCUCUUCCUCUCUCCCUGCCAGUUCAGAUGUCAGUCACUCCUCCAUCUUGGAAGUUUCUCCCUCUGUCCCAAGCAGAGCUGGGCCCUCUUUUCUCCAACUCUAGCCCUUUUGCCUUUUCUCAGAGUAUGUUCAUGCUGCCCCCACCAGGCUGGGGACCCCCACCAGGCCUCCAGGCUUCAUUUGGCCCUUAUUCUGUGACACAGCUUAUAUCAGAGCUUGUCCUCCCUUCCUCUCCCUCUCUUUCUGCCUCCCUCCUCUCAGACAAUGUGGAACGAGAGAGGGAUAAGGGAGGUCAGGAGAGGUUCAGGGUGAGGGUACUGUUCCACAAGCGAGGCAACAUCAGUGCUGAUCUGCGGACCUGCAUCACUCUACUUGCUUUCAAGGAGACAGAGGAGCACAAGGCCUCCUGUACCACACAGCCUCCUUUAGGAUUAUGUGUGGUAACUCUGACACUGCCAAGUUACUGGUUCAACAAUCCACAUGCCAAUCAAUCACAUCCGUGGCACAGUAACACCCGCCAUACACAUUCCUGGAUGCAGAAGCGGAAGUGGGAGCGGGGCAUACACCAUCAAGGCAACCGCCAGCACGCAACUUCUCCAUCUCUGAGAUACCAUCCAACUGUAGAUGCUCCACAGGCCCUCAGAAACCAACGGGGUCCCAUGAAAAACCAAAUACAGCUGUACUACUCAGUAGCUGACCUAAAGACAGCAGCAGGAUGUGUGGAGGGCAGGGAUGUGAAAUCCCAGAGGCAACUCUUCUAUAUCAAAGCAGUGACACUGAGGGAGGCCGAAGACAAGGGAAAAGAGCAAAGCAAGUCCAAACAAAAAGGAGCCUGUUUGAGUGGGCAAGAAGAGGAGGAGCUCACUGUGGACCCUCAUGUCGUGAUUUACUACCACAGAGGCCCAGUCCUGAUAGGACAGCCAAUCAGAGUGUCAGUGAAUCUGAGAGCUAACAUCAGUGGUCAGUUUGCAGUCAUUAGGAUGAAAGUGAAGAAGGGCCUGGUGUCAAUGGUGGCCCAGAGAACUCUGACCUCUGACAUGUGGGCAGUGACCCUAGAGAAAACACAGGCCUCCAAACAUGAUGUGUUGUCCAUCCUCUGCCACAAGCAAAGAACACUAAAGUCUCAUGAUCCCACUCUCCUCCAGCAGGUGGUGUGUUUGUCAGUUGAUGGCUUGAGGCGGAGCUUUGGUGUUGCCAUGAUGGUGUCCGCAAACUGGUGGGUGGAGUACUCGAGACAUACUACCCACUCAUCACUGCAUGGUGAAGUAGUGAGCAUCUUUUCAUUCACUGAUCGUCACAUCUUUGGCAUUGCACCAAUCACAGAGAGCGACACAGUGAUCAACACAGCCAUACUGAACAACGAGCCAGUGUUGCUGCCUGUCAUUGUCCUGGCCAUAAGCCAUGACGAGAGGGUGUCAGAUGUUACCUCCGCAGUCACAUGUCACUCCAUCAAUGAGAAUGCUAUCAAGGUCUCGAGUGAUUGUUCUACUCUCUAUGUUGAUGGCAGCGAAUCAGGACUGGGCUCAACCUGUGCAGUGGUGGAAUUUCAUCUGGGCAUGCUCAGUGGGUCUGUGUGUCUGGAGGUUUGGGCUCCAUCGGUGCCUCUGCGUGUGUCCUUGGCAGACCCUGUUCUCAAUGUUAUUGAUGGCUGGAACCUGUUCACAGAGAAAGGGUGUGUGCCGGUGUAUCAGCGCUCUUCAGUCCAGGUUCUGACUCAGUUCACAGCUCAGGACUCCCACAGCAGAACCACACACCACCUGGGCUCAUCUGAUUGGUUUGUGGAUGUCACCGAGCUGGUCCAUAACUGGCUGAGAGUAGAGGACCCCCGAGUGGCUUCCCUUGGUCCCCAAAACAUCCUGAUUGGUUUAAGACCCGGAAAGACAUCAUUGCAUGUUAUCUCUGAGCAGUGGGAUGGCAUGUUGGGCAGAUGUGACAUCACUGUCACCUCUGAUACUGUUACCCCUGGUGAUCUUUCUGUGCAAGUGGUCAGUGGCCUUGGAAUGUCAGUCAAGACCAGCUCUGGCCACCCCUCCAUCAUCACAGCAACAGUGACAGCCUACAACAUUUUGUACAACUAUCAUCAGGAGGCAUCCAUCAGCGUCUGGCUCCAGUUCAGUGAUGACACUGCCUCCCUCCUCUCUUCUUUCAGUGACCUCCCCUUUUCUCUGCGUCUCUCCUCAUUGGCUGAGACUGUGGUUAUGGUGACACCCAGUUCCAAUCAGCACAUCUUUGCUCAAGGCGAUGGAGGUGGGCCUUUACUGCGAGCAGAGCUUCUGGUUUCUACAUGUGCUGAUCAGCUGAUUACCUCAAACUCUGUUAGUGAAGACAAUGGGGAGUGGACAGCUUCUGAAGGACAAGAACGGACCAGGAGGCUGGCGAGAGGAUCAGGCUGGAUAAGAGUCAAGUUAGACCUGGAUUUCCUGCAGCCAGUAGCUAAGAAGAAUGAGGAUGAUGUGGAAUUUGACUUUGACAUUACAGACACACUGGUUGAAUCACACAGCAAUAUUUACGCAUCAAACAAAGAUGACAGUUGGAAUGAGAGCACCAGCAGUGACUACAAUGAGAAAACAAGUCAGAGCAUGACUGCCAGAAAGUGGAACAAGGUGAAUAAGGGAGGUAUAGUCAGUCGGAACACUCUGGAAAGAGCCGUCCUGAUGCCAAGCUUGGAUGAAGGCAAGAUGUACUUCUUUCCGAGCCAGGAGAGAGGAGGGGGAAAGGAGGACAAGCAGGGACCUUAUGAGAUGGAGCUUGGCAUGGGUGCUGUCCUCUCUCUGCUCGGUCUCUUUGUUGUCCUCUUCCUGGCUAAUUGUCUGCCCUGCGCCCUGCGAGACAGGAGGAUGAGGAGGACAGAAGAGAGAAUGGAAGUAGAACUGGAGGGAGGCGCAAUGGAAGAUAAGGAGGAGAGGAAAAAAGAAAAGGUCAAAGACUGGAAGGCAGAGGAGAGGAAGAAAAUAGAGGAUGAAUAUGAGCUAAAUCAGAAGCAGGCGGAGAACAAUGAAGAAUGUUUUAAAGAAGUAGAGAUCAUUUGCUGAAUUUCAGGGAAUUGAAUACAAAACAUCUGAAUCGAGCAAGUCGAUAGUGACAGCCAUGCUAUGCUCACCUUUUCUUUAUGACACUCAUAUCAGGGUAUAAUGAACCAAAGCUUCAAAAGAGCUCAAAAGAGUUCAGACUAUUCCUUUAAACUCCUUAAAAUAAGAGCUUAAUUUUUUUACAGUUUCUGCCUGAGCUGAGUUUUCAUUUAACAAACAAGAAACACAAAUUGAUUUUUCUUUUUUCUAAUUUUACCAGCAUAUUGAUCAAGAGCAGCUAUGAGCUAUCACUUUUGCCCCCCACCUGUUGACAGUUUCUUUAUACAUUUAGUGGUCAGAAGUUUUCAAAGGAGGUCAAUUAAUAAGUGUAAAUAAUAUCUCUCUUUUUGCUACAUGACCUACAGUGAGUAAGGUAGGUGAGCAAUACAGCUUUUCAAAAUGUAUCUUAAUGUAUAUAAUUUAGCUUUGUGGAACAAGUCCUUAUUGUUAAUCUCCUUUCCCCUCUGUGGGCAGUAUUUAUAGAGAGAAGUGAGAUAAGUACACAAAUACUUUUUCUGACAUUAGAUUUAAUGUUAGCAGAAGGCAGCCUCAUGCUUCAUAUGUUCCAAAUCCUUUAAAUGUGACUUUGGCAAACUUCACGAGCAGGUAUUUCCUGAUGGAACAACACAGAACAACAUCUCUGGAUGGCACCUACAGAAUAAUUUUGGGGCCUUUCAAAAAAGAGCACAAACCAGAAUAAGUACAGGAGAUCUUUAUUGUCAUGUACUCAUGUUUUUAAAUAUGCUGACUGAGAUCUCUUGUGUUAAGGUUCUUCGGUAUGUAACACAAUAACCACACUGACUGGACAACUGUUAGCAUUCCUAUGGGUUGUUUUAGAGUUUUAUUUCAGUCAUCAAAGAUGCACUUUUUCAAGUAUGUUAUGAAAAAUUUGACUGGUGUUGACUUUCGGUUAACCAGACUGAACUUAGGGGACUACGUUUCAGAGAAAUGUAUCAUCUUUACCGAACCAAUGUUUUUUGAAUGAUAAAACUGUACAGUUCCUUAGUUUGCAGCCAAUGUACCGUAGGCCUACUGUGUGCUGUACAAUGACUUUCUACCAAGAAACAACACGUUUAAUGCUAAGCAUACAGUAACUAUGCUCUGUCAUUUUGGUCAGUCAUUAUUUAUGGUUUCAUUUUAGUGUCUAAAAUAAAGUUUUGUGUAGGAAGCUUUCUCCUUUUCAAAGGGGCAUUUAUACUGAGAAAGGGUAGCUGAAUUGGAGCUGUUUACAUCUGUAACUGAGCUGAAUGUGGGUAUACUUCAGCUGGACUUAAGAAUUGUAAGGAUCAGUGGCUUAAAGGCAGAAUAAAAUGUAACAUGAUGAGUCAGGAGGAUGAUGGAGUGCACUUGCAAACACUGUUGGAGGACAGCAUGUUUCUUCCAGUGUCUGCAGUAGAUUUGGGAGCUUGGAUUCAGUAAGUCAACACUGUGUAUGCUAUGGUGCCCUGCGAUACUCAUUUCAGAGUUAAAGGGAAAAAAAUCCACCAUGGAAAAACAAUGGUGAGCUGUGAUGUAGCCUCUGGGAUGCUCCUGUACCUAACAGCAGCACAGCGAUCUUUUGUUUGGCCUGAAUCUAUCCAUGGGGAUCAUCAGUUUUCUUAACCAUUUAUCCAGCUGUCAGAGGCUGAGUCACAGCGUACACCCUAAAUAAGACGCCAGUCUAUCACAGGGCUAGUCCAUAGAGUCAGACCAUAAAAAUACAGGUCAUCAACAUUGAGCUGUUGAGUUAGCCAAAGUUUAUGGCUGAAACCCACUGGCCCACACAUGCCCACAUGUCCUCCACCAUGUUUGACAGGUGAUGUGGGUGCCUCUGUUAAUUAACUGUUCCUUAUCUUCUCCAUAGUUUUCUUUUUCCAUCUUUCUAGUACAAGAUCAUCUUGAUUUCAUUCCAGUUUUUUUCCCCACAACUGGACAGACUCGUUUAAAUGUUUUGUGGUCAAAUUUAAUCUGGCCUGCUUGUUCCUGAGUGUAACCAGUAGUUUGCAUCUUGUUGUAAACCCUCUGCAUUUAUUGUAGACUGCCCACACAGACAAGAGGAGAUCGGCUUGACACACUCGUGUGUCCAGACUUUUGACUGGUACAGUAUAUGUGAUGUCUAAAACAGGUUUUUGAUUGAAGACCAUCUCACUACUGUACAUUAGUAAACCUCAGCUGACAGGGAUAAAUAUAAAAAUCAUAAAAUCAUCCCACUAUGUAUACCACAGUGUUCAUUGAAUAGGAGAGGACAGUUAACAGGUUUAUAUGUUUACUGUUUCAGUUAUACUGGUAUUGAGUAGACCUCUCAUGGGACCUUGUGAGUGAGCUGGUUGUCUUUUCCUUGGUUGUGUGGCUGCCUUGAGUCUGACCACAGUCUUUAUCCUCAGCUCAGUAGAUGCAUCUGUCAUCUGCCAGGGUCAGCUCAUUAUGCUGUCUUCUAUUGAUGUUAUAGCACUGAGCUACCAGAUGUUUCUUGGUUAUUGUGCUGGUCUUCUGCUCAUCCAUAAUUCCCGCAUGCAUGGCAUGUAACGUGUGUGUCUGUGUUGACUCUAACAGUGUAAAAAAGGUGGUGAGGUGAGCUGGUGGUCACAGUCCACCAGGACCUGAGUGGUGGAUACGGCAGAAUGCCAUCAUGAAUCUCUGCCUUCCUGUCUUGUAGCAUGAGCUGUGUUAUUAAUUACCAGCAGCCUUCAGUACAUGGCAUAUUUGUCAACACCUGAGAACACCUGAGAGGAAGCCUAUUUAGUACAAGUUAAGUAUGAAUAACAUUAAUCUAAUAUGCUCACAUUUAUGUGAUGAUUUUCUAGUCUUACUGACCACUCAAGUUCUUUAGACGACAAGCCAUAUUUUAGUGUAUUCAAGCACUUUACGGCCUCACCAUCCAUGGACAUUUUAGAAUCAUGAACUGAGAUGACAUGCAGGUCUUUGCACUGUGGGAAAAAGCCAGGGUACCCAGAGGAAACCCAAUUUAACCAACCUUCUUGCUGUGAGGUGACAGUGCUAACCACUGUUAACUACAGUACUACUAGCACCCGUUUCCCAAAGCCCACUCUGCUGGACUUUUGCAGGUCCCUGAAGUUAUUUUGUUUUGUUUAAAAAACAAUGAGUAGAUUUGUCUCAUGCACACUGAUAUAUCAAAACUUUUGUUCAUAGUAAGUUGUAAUAUUCACUACACAUGAUUUGCAGCUGCUGAGCUAAAGCUUUCAAACCAGUGGACUGGUCCUUUGAGAGCUAAUUG